This is a messenger RNA of Oryctolagus cuniculus (rabbit), 1902 nucleotides long. The record is from RefSeq and is a predicted model, not a curated record. NCBI's taxonomy places the organism in Eukaryota, Metazoa, Chordata, Mammalia, Lagomorpha, Leporidae.
AUUAGGAAGCAGCCCUCUGGCAUUCAGUGGCUUGCUUGCUUUCUACUGGCCGGCACCAGGCUGUUCCCGGUUGGACUGGUAUUCUGAGUGUUGCAUUAUCUGCACGACAUCAAAAAUACAGCCCUGUGCUGUAACAUUUUACCAGGACAAGAUCCCAACUUCUAGUACCCAUGGCAGAGAAUUCAAAAUUUGAUGAAACACCACGCAUAACUGUUGACUACAUGAGAGGAAUUCUUCUACCCACAGCCACCUGUGACGCCUGGGAUCUGAUCUGGAACUUCCAAGCCAAGCCUGAUGACCUGCUGAUUUCUACCUAUCCUAAAGCAGGAACAACAUGGACUCAGGAGAUAGUGGACCUAAUACAAAAUGAAGGUGACGUUGAGAUGAGUAAACGAGCACCCACUCAUAUACGGUUUCCUGUCAUCGAGUGGAUAAUGCCUUCCGUAGGAUCUGGUUUGGAACAAGCUAAUGCAAUGCCCUCACCACGGAACCUGAAAACACAUCUUCCCAUCGAGUUGCUGCCACCAUCCUUCCUAGAGAACAACUGUAAGAUCAUCUAUGUGGCAAGGAAUGCCAAGGACAUUGUGGUAUCCUAUUAUCAUUUCCAUAGAAUGACUAAAGGACUUCCUGAUCCAGGAACAUGGGAAGAAUACUUUGAGAAUUUCCUGGCUGGGAAAGUGUGCUGGGGCUCCUGGCAUGACCAUGUGAAAGGAUGGUGGAAAGCCAAAGACCAACACAACAUUCUCUACCUCUUCUACGAAGAAAUGAAGAAGAAUCCAAAGCAGGAAAUUCAGAAGCUGGCAGAAUUUAUUGGGAAGAAACUAGAUGACAAAGUUCUAGAUACAAUUGUCCAUCACACCUCAUUCGAUGUCAUGAAGCAGAAUCCAAUGGCAAACUAUUCAUCAAUUCCUACUAAAUUUAUGAACCACGCCAUUUCUCCAUUCAUGAGAAAAGGGACAGUGGGAGACUGGAAGCACCACUUCACUGUGGCCCAGAAUGAGAGGUUCAAUGAAGACUACAAGAAGAAAAUGGCUGACACCAGCCUCGCUUUCCACUUCCAAUUCUACACAGGCCAAGUCAGAAGUAGGUCUGAACGAGCCAAGACCGGGACAGCCAAGGAACGCUACACCAGAACACAGGAGGCCCAUGGAGGGCAGCCAGGUCCCUUCCAGAGAUAUUCUGCGCUCCUAGAUUGCUUAGCCAGUGCUGGGAGGACCAGCCCGAGGGAUCUCUGAAAUGCCUCUGAGGUCAGUCUCCCAUUGCCUUGAUUCCCUCCUGUUCACUUGUCUACUUGGUAACUGCCACUUGGCCACAUCCCUGCUUUGCUCCCCUGAACACACCUUUUCAUGUUUUACGUGGCCAGGCUGCAAAAUUUCCAAAUCUUCCCAUUCUACUGCUCUUUUAAUUAAAAAUUCCUUCCUAAGUCAGUUCUUCCCACUUGCAUCUCACUGUGUGUGGUUCAAAGUAGUCAACUGGUAGACUGAAGGCUUUGUUGCUUAGAUAAUUCUCUUACCAGAUGCCAUAGUUCAUCAGUUUAGUGCUCUGCAUUCCACAAGGUCCAAGGACAUGGACAAAAUUCUGCCAAGAUCUUUGCAACAAGGAUGGGCUUUACUUCAAUUUCCAAUACUUCAUUCCUCAGUUCCACCUGAGAGCUCAUCAGAAUGGCCUAUGCUGUCCAUGAUCGUGGUCACUCAUGUAAUCCUUAAGGACUUCCAGUCUUUCCCCAUAGCUCUUUUCUUCCACUAAGCUGUCACCAGAAUGAUACUUAAUGCAGCAGUGUGGUCACCUAGGCUUGUUCUACUCUGAUCUUCCAAAUUCUUCCAGUCGCUACCCAUUACCCACUCCAAAGUUUCUUCCACAUAGAGGGUAUUGGUUAAACUAGUGCCACUUCUGGUACCAAUU